Molecule: messenger RNA, 762 nt
Organism: Punica granatum (pomegranate)
Lineage: Eukaryota; Viridiplantae; Streptophyta; Magnoliopsida; Myrtales; Lythraceae
Source: RefSeq, a predicted model, not a curated record
UAUAUAUAUAUAUAUAUAUAUAUAUAUAUCAUGGCAGUUCACUCGUCAUAGGAGUCAUCUAAAUCAACUGUAAGUUAUCAUUUAGUUGCACUUGCUUUCCAUUCGUAGACGUGUUUCAGAAUGGCUCAGAUGGCCAUGAUCUCAGCGCAAGUAGAGAUCAAGUCCCCUGCAGAUGCAUUUUACGGGUUCUUCAAGGAGAAGUUACCUCAGCUGCCACUGCUCUUCCCACAGCUGGUCAAAAGCUUCAAGUUCGUAGAGGGAACUGAGGUCCGGGAUGGGGCCGUGAUCUGUUGCGAGUACUUCAUCGGGAGUCCAAUGACGGCAAAGAUGAAGCUUGAAGUGGAUGAGUUGAGCAAGUCGAUUAAGUUCAUCCCGAUGGAGGGGGAUCUCCUGAAGCAGUACAAGAGUAUCCACUUUAAACUUGAAUUCCAAUUCGGGUCCAUUAAGAUCAUUAUUGAGUUUGAGAAGGCAGGGGAGGCUUCUCCAAAUCCGGAUAGCUACAUCGAAGCGUGUUCGAUGGUACUCAAGCAACUCGAUGCCAGCAUCAGCCUGGCUUGAAAUAAUAUGAUGCAUGUAAAAUCGUGCAGUAUUAUUAUAAUAAAGAGAAGCCAAAUCACAUGUUUUGCUUCCAUCUAUUCAAACAUAGUCACGUGCAGAGAAAGCUUAACGUGUUGUUGACUAGUUGUGGACUUCAUUUCCGUGCCAUUGAAAUGUUCUUUUUUUUCGAUUAUAAUAGAGGUCUACGAGUUUAAUAUUAAAAAA